AUGGAACUCUCCUCCGGACUGGUUCCGGGGCUUCUGUUCCUGAUCCUGCUGUGGCUUUACAAACUAAAGAGCCGCAGGACCCCCGGCGCUCCCUCUGAUCGGAAACCUGCUGCCGCUGGACAGGAAGACUCUUUUCAAGACUUUCGUUCGGGUCAGAGCUUCUUCUGGUCGUGCGCUCUGAUCAUCCGGAACUUUCCUGCCAAGUGUCGGGACAUCAAUGUUAUUAAACCUGGAGUUAAAUCUGGAGAAGCAGGACCCCUCCUCAGAGUCUUCAAUCUGUUCCUGGCUGGAACAGAAACCACCAGCUCCACCAUCAGAUACGCCCUCAACGUCCUCAUCAAGUACCCCAAAAUACAAGGUGAGUUAGCAGAGGAGUUCGACUCGGUGGUGGGGCGACAGCGCUCUCCCUCCAUGGAGGACAGGAAGUCGCUCCCGUUCACCGACGCCGUCAUCCAUGAGAUCCAGAGGAUGAUGGACAUUGUUCCGUUUGGGCUUCCUCACUACGCCCUCAAAGACAUUUCCUUCAGAGGCUUCAACAUUCCUAAGUGCAUCUUCAUUUUUGCACUGUUGCACUCAGUGCUGAAAAGCGAAAAGAUUUGGGAGUCACCUAUGGACUUCAACCCUCAACACUUCCUGGACCACAAGGGAAACUUCAAGAAUGAUGAAGAUGAUGACGAAUGA
Molecule: messenger RNA, 681 nt
Organism: Synchiropus splendidus (mandarinfish)
Lineage: Eukaryota; Metazoa; Chordata; Actinopteri; Syngnathiformes; Callionymidae
Product: cytochrome P450 2G1-like
Exons: 5
Coding region: 1-681 (226 amino acids)
Biological process (GO): xenobiotic metabolic process
Cellular component (GO): cytoplasm; intracellular membrane-bounded organelle
Molecular function (GO): oxidoreductase activity, acting on paired donors, with incorporation or reduction of molecular oxygen, reduced flavin or flavoprotein as one donor, and incorporation of one atom of oxygen; heme binding; iron ion binding
Source: RefSeq, a predicted model, not a curated record